UAAAAUUGAAAGAGAGAAAAUUUUCAAGGUUUCGAAUAAAGAGAGAAGCAAAAUUAAAAUUGAAAGAGAGAAAAAUACAGAGUAGCAGAUUUUGGUGAUCAACAAUUCUAUUAGUACUUAAAAGAGUUUAAGGUUUCAAAUAGCGUUUAAAAUUACAUAAAACUUCACUCACUGUAUUUCCAGUUACUUGAAGAAUGGGCGUGCCGUCGUUUUACCGGUGGCUGGUCAACAAAUAUCCCAAAGUUGUAGCCGACGCCACCGGCGGUGGAGGUGAAGGCUUCGAUAAUCUAUACCUCGACAUGAAUGGACUCAUCCAUCCUUGCUUCCAUCCCGACGAUCAUCCGUUUCCUCCAUCGGCUGUCGACGAGGUGUUUCGGGACAUUCACGAUUACGUCGACCGUCUCUUCGACAUCGUCAAACCUCGUAAACUGUUGUUUAUGGCUAUUGAUGGCGUAGCUCCAAGAGCCAAAAUGAAUCAACAAAGAUCGAGAAGAUUCCGCUCCGCUAAGGAUGCUAAGAUUGCUGAGGAGCUUGAAGAUCGUCUGAGAAAGCAGUUUGAAAAUGAAGGCAGAGCUGUUUUGCCUAAGGAAGAAUCCGAGCUUUUUGAUUCGAAUGUGAUCACUCCCGGCACCCAAUUCAUGCACAUGCUCUCCGAGAAUCUGAGAGGCUACAUAAAACAGCGGUUGAACGAGAAUGCAGCAUGGAGAAACGUUAAGGUUAUCUUGUCUGAUGACAAGGCUCCGGGGGAGGGGGAGCAUAAGAUCAUGAGCUUCAUCAGAGCUCAACGUGCUUCAUCUCAAUAUGAUCCUAACACGAAGCAUUGUCUGUACGGUCUGGAUGCAGAUUUGAUCAUGCUUGCGUUGGCUACACAUGAAGUACACUUCUCUAUUCUCAGAGAGGAGGUGCUGCCUCCAAAUGGAGAACUUAGAAAUGGAACAUUUCAGGAGAAUUGUGGUCGUGCAACGACUCAUUCUGUGAAGUCGAGAGGAUGGUUUAAGGAGCAUCCAUGGCAGCCUUCGAGCUGUGAGCCUGUAGUUGAACCAGCCAAAUUGGCUUCUAGACAGGAAGAUAAUUUUUGUGUUAGUAAACGACAAGCUUAUCAGUUUUUGAAUAUUUCUGUUUUGAGAGAAUACCUUGCUAUCGAUAUGGAAAUUCCUAGAUUUGAAAAUUUUGAAUCUGAUCUUGAAAGAAUCAUCGAUGAUUUCAUCUUCAUCUGCUUCUUUGCUGGGAAUGAUUUUCUGCCUCACAUUCCCAGCCUUGCAAUCCAUGAGGAUUGUAUCGAUCUGCUGAUGGAUGUAUACAAGAAAGAAUUCCAAAAUCUUGGAGGUUACUUGGUGAACAUGGAGAAGGUCGAUGAUAAAAAAGGGGGCUAUAUAAAGUUGAGUAGAGUAGAAAGAUUCAUACUUGCCGUUGGUGCAUACGAGGAGAAAAUAUUCAGCAAGAGAGCUCAUCUCAGAGACAAAAAAUUGAGUCGAAUGCUUGCUGAGUACAGAGAGGCUAAAGAAGAUGAAAAGAACUGUCUGGAUGAAGGAACAUCAUCCGAAGUAUUAGGCAUUCACGACAUAUCAAGUAUUGAUAAAUUGAAUAUAUCUGCUCCAGUUGUAGAUGCUGAUACGGUUUUGGAAAAUACAAAGGAGUUAAAGAAAAAAUUGAAAGACUUGUUAAAGAAACAAUCCGAUUUGUUCAAAGAUGGCAGUUUUGGUACAGAUAAGGUGAAAUUUGGCACCCCUGGUUGGAGAGAGCGCUAUUACAAAGAAAAAUUCUGCGCUGAAAACCCAACAGAUAUGGAAUUGAUGAGAAAAUCUGUGGUUGCAAACUACGGCGAAGGACUUUGUUGGGUGCUACUUUACUAUUUUUCAGAAGUCCCAUCUUGGAAAUGUUGCGUUUAUAGGUUUUACCCUUUUCAUUAUGGCCCAUGUACCUCCGACUUCAAAGGGCUCUCUCAGUUGAAGGUGAAGUUUCAGAAAGGUUUUCCCUUCAAGCCGUUUGAUCAGCUAAUGGCAGUACUUCCUCCAAGGAGUUCUCAUGCACUGCCUGUGGCCUACAAGGGGCUCAUGGUUGACAAAGAAUCCAAGAUAAUCGACUUCUAUCCCACAGAAUUUGAGAUGGAUGUUGAUGGGAAGAGAUUUUUGUGGCAGGGUUUAUGCAAACUGCCGCUUAUAGACGAAGCACGUCUUCUUCCGGAGACGAGGAAAGCUGAAGAGCUACUGAAGGAUGAAGAGAGGAUCAGGAAUGAGGAAACUCCUCAUCAACUGAUUCUAAGACGUUCAAGCGAGUUGAGGCAACAGUUCUCGUCUUGCAGAGAGAGGAAGAACUCGGAGAAGAUCAAAGGAUCAAUUGCGAUUGAGAGUCAAAUUGAAGGGAUCGAAGGUAUGUUACACGUAACGCGCGAGGAUCUGAUUGAAAGUGACGACGAAAAGAAAUAUGAAGAUUCACCAGAUGAUAUAAGCAUGUUCUACGAGAUCCCUCGAUGUUUCCAGAACGUUCCUCGACUUCUCGAAGGCGUAAACAUACCCGAAAAGAUUGUGUGCAGAAAUGAUUUGGAGGAGAUCGUACUUUGGCACGAGCGCAACAGAAACGGCACUUUGCGCACCACGUCACACAACCAGAAACCGGAUUUGGCGCCAGAAGGCACGGGCCGUGGAUUCAGUUUUGGUCGAGGAAAAACAUCUGUAGCUGAAGAGAAUCCCAGUCGCAAUGCUGCUGGUAUGUUCAGACCUUAUGGCGACCACGGAAACAUGGGCCGUCAGCAACCAGCCAGAACAUAUGUCCCGAGAUCAGGAUCUUUUAGGAGGGAUGGUCAUGGAGGCAGUGAAGGUUUAUCAAAAAUAGUAUCAAAUCAUCGUGGCACAUUGAGCUACAGACCUUACGCCAAUAAUUUCUGUCCGUCUCGUGGUGGUGGUGCAAGCGAAGAUUGGAGGGUGCGUAAUCCGUCUAGAGAUGGUUGGGCGGGAAACUACAGAGAGGUCUCCGGCCAAAGACAGCAUUCCUUUCAGGCGUUUGUGCCUAAUGGAGGUCGUGGCCUAGGCAGUCAGCAUACAAGUCAGUCGUUCAUGCCUAAUGUAGGUCGUGGGCAAGGCGGCCAAAGACAGCAUACGAGUCCGCUGUUUACGCCUAAUGGAGGUCGUGGCCUAGGCAGUCAGCAUACAAGUCAGUCGUUCAUGCCUAAUGUAGGUCGUGGGCAAGGCGACCAAAGACAGCAUACGAGUCCGCUGUUUGCGCCUAAUGGAGGUCGUGGCCUAGGCAGUCAGCAUACAAGUCAGUCGUUCAUGCCUAAUGUAGGUCGUGGGCAAGGCGACCAAAGACAGCAUACGAGUCCGCUGUUUACGCCUAAUGGAGGUCGUGGCCUAGGCAGUCAGCAUACAAGUCAGUCGUUCAUGCCUAAUGUAGGUCGUGGGCAAGGCGACCAAAGACAUCAUACGAGUCCGCUGUUUGCGCCUAAUGGAGGUCGUGGCCUAGGCAGUCAGCAUACAAGUCAGUCGUUCAUGCCUAAUGUAGGUCGUGGGCAAGGCGACCAAAGACAGCAUACGAGUCCGCUGUUUACGCCUAAUGGAGGUCGUGGCCUAGGCAGUCAGCAUACAAGUCAGUCGUUCAUGCCUAAUGUAGGUCGUGGGCAAGGCGACCAAAGACAGCAUACGAGUCCGCUGUUUACGCCUAAUGGAGGUUGUGGUCAAGGGCGAGGUCAAGGGUGGUAUGCAACAAAAUCUUGAAGCUUACUAACUCUUUAACAGAGAAGAGAGAGCAGUCCUCAGUUUUUGUACAUGUGCUGUCUGGUUUGAGUAGUACCCGAGUUUUUUGGGAUCAAGAAACUAAGAAUCCAUGUAUAGGUUUUGUUGUGCAGAAUGUAUUUUUGUCUCUUUGGAGACUACAGCUGUAACUAUUGAUGAAUUUGGUAAUCCUCAAGCUGCAGUUUGAAUCA
Molecule: messenger RNA, 3919 nt
Organism: Salvia miltiorrhiza (redroot sage)
Lineage: Eukaryota; Viridiplantae; Streptophyta; Magnoliopsida; Lamiales; Lamiaceae
Product: 5'-3' exoribonuclease 3-like
Exons: 25
Coding region: 195-3710 (1171 amino acids)
Biological process (GO): nuclear-transcribed mRNA catabolic process
Cellular component (GO): nucleus
Molecular function (GO): RNA binding; 5'-3' RNA exonuclease activity
Source: RefSeq, a predicted model, not a curated record